GAAUUGAAUGUUUACGUUAUUAACUGAUUAUUAAAUUGAUUUUACAAAUAAUAAUAAUAUGUUAUUAUAUUAAUAAUGAAUGGUAUGUUUGAUGAUAUCUGUGCUAACAAUUAUCUUCAGUCAACUGGUCAUUGUUUAUCACCACAACUGAACCCAAAUACUAAUAGUUUUGUCGACACAUUAUUGUGCGGACAACAGCUGGCAUACGAGGCUUAUGUAGACAAAGCACUGGUAGCCCAACAACAAGUAAAACAAGUAAAUGGCUUACCAUUGAUGGUAUCAAACAAUAGUGACUUUGAUUAUCACAACAACAACAAUAACAUCAAUGGACACAAUCAACUAAAUCAAGACUAUUUUUUCGGUGACCAACAACAACAAGAUUGGAAUCAAUUGGUGACGACAUCAUCGUAUGAGACAUCAAACAAUAACCACAACAACAACAACUUCAACGCCGAUAUCACAACAAAUUACAAGACUUUAAGUACUAAUAGUAGUAGUAAUCAAAAGCCGAAACAAAAGUCGUCCGCAACUAAUAAGUGGACAAAAGCCAAGACUACUGGUGUCGCCGCCGCCGCCGGUGCCAGAAAAGAGUCGACACCACAGUCGUCGUCAUCGUCAUCAGCAUCGCUAAGACCGCCGAAACCGGUCAGCGCUUACGCCUUAUUCUUCAGAGACGCCCAAAGUUUGAUUAAGUCGACCAAUCCGUCGGCUUCUUUCGGCGAAAUAUCGCAAGUUGUGGCCAAAAAUUGGGAAGCAUUAGACAAACGGGAAAAAAACGUUUACAAACAGCGGGCGGAUCUCGAAAAGAAAAACUAUUUGAAAACAUUGGCCUCGAGUCGGGCCCAACAGAUUGCCGGACUUCUAGCCGGAUCGGUUGCGGCCAAACUUAGCGGCGGCGUCGGUAGCAAUACAGUUGAAAAUAAACCAAAGAACAGCCAAAGAACGACAACAACAACAUCAACAACGAUGAUGACCACCACAGCUGUUCCCGAUCAGUCCACUGAUGCUAACAGUCAGCAGCUGAUGAUGAAUGACCAACAAAAUCAUCAGCUAUUUGAUGGCAGCCAACAACAAGUAUGUGACAGUACGUCCAAUAGCGGCGGCAACAACAUAUCGGCCGAUAAUUGCGGACAUUUGCAGCAAAAUUUAGUGAUGUCGUCGUCAUCGUCGUCGACUACGGCAUCGCCGCAGCCGUCUAUUGAUCCGAUGGCCGCCGUCGCCGCUCCCAAUCAGCACUGCAUUCGUCAGGGAUGUACUAACGAUGCCAUCGAUUCGCACGAAUGGGAUUCAGAGUAUUGUUCAUCCGAGUGCUGUGUCCGCCACUGUGCCGACGUAUUCAACGAUUGGGUCCAAAAACAACAGUUUACUCAACAAUAAUAAUAAUAA
Oppia nitens is the source of this 1386-nucleotide messenger RNA. Its product is annotated as TOX high mobility group box family member 4-like. Gene Ontology annotation, molecular function: chromatin DNA binding. The transcript has a single exon. The record is from RefSeq and is a predicted model, not a curated record. Lineage: Eukaryota; Metazoa; Arthropoda; Arachnida; Sarcoptiformes; Oppiidae. Gene Ontology annotation, cellular component: nucleus. Gene Ontology annotation, biological process: regulation of transcription by RNA polymerase II. The coding region runs from base 76 to 1377 and encodes 433 amino acids.